This is a messenger RNA of Triticum dicoccoides, 2684 nucleotides long. Its product is annotated as pentatricopeptide repeat-containing protein At3g46790, chloroplastic-like. Bases 15 to 1562 code for a protein of 515 amino acids. The transcript has 3 exons. Gene Ontology annotation, cellular component: intracellular membrane-bounded organelle. Lineage: Eukaryota; Viridiplantae; Streptophyta; Magnoliopsida; Poales; Poaceae. Gene Ontology annotation, molecular function: RNA binding; protein binding. The record is from RefSeq and is a predicted model, not a curated record. Gene Ontology annotation, biological process: RNA modification.
CUCGCGGCGGCUCCAUGCGGCCACUCCCGGCGUUCACGAUCUCCCGCCUCGCCGCCGUCGGCGCGGACCCCUGCGGCGUGCCGCUCCCCGUGUUCAACUCCCUCCUCUCCAGCCUCGCCUCCUCCGACCCCUCCCACGCGCACCUGCCGCUCCACCUCUUCCGCCGCCUCCUCCUCCUCCCAGCCCGCCGCCCGGACGCCUUCACGCUCUCCUCCCUCGCCUCCUCCUUCCUCCCCCUCCACCCCCGCUCCCACGCCGCCGCCUCCCUCCACGCCUUCUCCCUCCGGCUCGGCCUCCUGCACGCCGACCCCGUCCUCACCAACUCCAUCCUGCUCCUCUACCUCCGCUCGCCCCACCGCUCCUCCACCUCCGGCACGGCGCUCUGCCUGUUCGACGAAAUGCCCGCCCGCACCGCCUCCACCUACAACGCGCUCAUCUCCCACGCCCCCGCUGGCAUCGACCUCCGGUCCCUGGCGCGCCACAUGGUCGCGGACGGGCUCUGCCCGGACAGGUUCACGGCCUCGGCGCUCCUGUCCGCGUGCGCGUCCGAGCGCGAGGGCAGGGAGCUGCAUUGCUUUGCCGUCAAGCGCGGGAUGUGCGGCGACGGCGAUUUCCAUGUCAGCAGCGGGUUUGUCUCCAUGUACUGCAGGGUCUCCCGGCCAGACCUUGCGCGCAGGGUUUUUGACAGGAUGCAUCAGAGGAAUGUCGUCUCGUGGACUGCCAUGGUGGGAGGGUACGCCGAGAAUGGCAUGUUUGAGGAUGCGGCGAAGGCUUUCCGGGCAAUGUGGGCGGUUGAUGGUAUUCUGCCGAAUAGGGUCGCGUUGAUCAGUGUGCUGUCGGCUGUCGAGGGCCUCAUGGGCUUAGCAGAGGGCAAGCAAGUGCAUGGUUUCGCCGCGAGGAUGGGGCUCUAUGGGGAGGUGUCCCUCAACAAUGCUUUGGUUGAUAUGUAUGCAAAGGGCGGAGCCUUGCGUUAUGCAAGGCGCAUUUUCGAUGAUGGUACUUGGCGCAAAGAUGUCAUCUCUUGGGGUUCAAUGGUACUUGGUUAUGGCCUUCAUGGUAUGGGUAUGGAGGCAGUUGCCUUGUUUGAUCAGAUGCAUGCUUCUGGGGUUAAGCCAGACAGCAUAGUUGGUCUGGGUGUGCUUUCCGCGUGCUGCAGGGCAGGAUUGGUGUUGAAGGGACUUGAGAUAUACAACUCCCUGGUGAAGGAUCAUAAAGUCCAUCCAACCGAGGAGAUGUCUGCUUGCGUAGUUGAUUUACUGGGGCGUUCUGGGUUGAUUGACCAUGCCUUGGACUUCAUAAAGUCAAUGAGCGUAGAGCCAGGCCCUAGUGUAUGGGGAGCACUUCUGGAUGCCUCUGUUAUUCACAGUAACAAAGAGACUCAAGAUUUAGCUUGCAGGUCUCUUCUUAGAUUGGAAGAAGAGAGCCCAUCAAAUCUUGUCUCGGUAUCUAACCUACACGCCUCUUCUGGUAGGUGGAAUAUUGUUGAACAAGUGAGGGCAAAGAUUAAACACGGAACAUUGAAGAAAACACCUGGUCGCAGUUGGGUAAAUGCAGCAAUAUAGUGACUAUCACUAUUCUUCUAGGAGUGAAUUGUUCACGACUCUUUCAGUGGUUCAGAGCUCUACCAGCGCACAUAAACUGGUAUGCUCUGGAAUCAUUGGCAUUGUACAGGACUACAUCAAAGCAAAUUGUACCAUUGGCAGUUAAAAGAGCAGAGCUGCUGUAUUUACUCUAUGCUCAUACAUGUACGUUCGGGCGGAUGUUAUUACAGCAAACGAAGUGCCUCUGCAACAACGGUGUGGUUGUUUGCAAUGUUCACUCUUCCCAUGUACUCUUACACCAGUCUGCAAAGUCAGAAAUGCCACACAUUGAAUUCCAAGACUAAUUUCCUGCGGCACUGAUCCAAAUCCAUGUGCAUCAACACUCCUAAGCCAGAUUUAUUGUUACAGAUAAAGAGUCUGUAUGGUGGUAGCUUCCUUGUUGCAAGUUCCACUGGGGUCUCCGAAGCUCGCAAACUUAACCCAAGAGAUAAUUCUGCCUUUGGGGCAAGGCAGCUCUACUUUUGCUGCUUUGCUAUACCUGUGACCGUGAGAACCAUUCCAUGUUCCUGUCAAGAUCCUUUUUCGAGUCAUCGUAAAAAAAUAUGUACUGGAUUAGGAUGUUAUGUAACUGAAUCAGGUGCUCCCAUGGUAUUCUUGCUUAGCAAAUUUGAUUUAACUAUCCUUUGGGAAGGUCAAGGAAGCUACUCGUUGAUGGAAAGGACUCUGAUUAACCAGAAAUGCCAUGUGAAGAGCCACGACAUCAAGAGGUAUCUAUGUUAGCGAAAAGGGCUCUAUCAAAUAAGAGUGGUGAGCUGCAUUUUCCUCAGUAGCUCGUGCUCCCUCCAUCCAUAUAUAUAAUGCGUUUUUCGAGAUUGCCUUUGACUAUUGAUAAGAUUACUAGUAUAUGAGAUGUAUAAUGUGGAAAUUCUAUCGUUGGAAGCUCCUUUCACAUACAAAUUUGAUGAUAUGCUUUGUGUAACUUACAUGUCAUAUUAUUGCUCUAACAUGUGGUCAAAGUUAACCUCGAAAAACGCUGGAUAGAUGGAUAGUAGCAAAUUUUUUUGCUGGGAGUCGUAAUCAACAUGAUCUGUUGACACUACUCACUCGGGAUCUCAGAUUGGUAGGGUUUGAUCUCUAAGUCUG